Molecule: messenger RNA, 8623 nt
Organism: Chlorocebus sabaeus (green monkey)
Lineage: Eukaryota; Metazoa; Chordata; Mammalia; Primates; Cercopithecidae
Gene: FGF14
Product: fibroblast growth factor 14
Molecular function (GO): growth factor activity
Source: RefSeq, a predicted model, not a curated record
UUUCAAUGCAAACUUCAACUCCUCCUCCUCCUCCCUCUAAUGCCUGUAACUCACAUCCGAGGCUGGGCGAGGAAUCCGGAGGGGAGAUUUUCCUCAUGCUCACGGUUGUUGGAAACUGGAAGAGUGAGAGGAAGGAGGAAGGGGAUUUGUGGCGCUCUCUACCUACUACAAGACUGACAAGGGGAGGGGGCACCUAAAUUUGCAUCUUUUCUUCAUGGUGAUUGAGAACUGCAGGUUCAAACCGAUCCCACUGAGCACUGGCGAUUGAUUAUAAAAAAAAUCGACACUGGGAGAAGGGAGGCUCUGUCUUCGGCUGUCAGACUCAAUCUCGGAGGUGGUAUUGGUGUGUGAGUGUGUGUGGUGGGUUUUUUUUUUUUUUUUCUUUUUUUUUCUUUUUUCUUUCUUUCUUUCCUUUUUUUUUUUUUUUCCUUCUCUCCUAGGGGCUACACAAUGGCAGUCUUCUCUCAGUAAGAUGAAUCCUGCUUUGCCUUCUGCAGAUCCACCCAUCCUCAUAGCGAUCAAGUAAAAAGGCUAUGGUUUUCUCUUUGGGGAUCUUUUGUGCAUUACUGUUCUCCCUGAUUAGUUUUGAUCUCAGUUGGGAUCUCUUUGCUUUUUUGUUUGGUUUCAUGCUGAAAAAGGAUUUUUUCUCCGACCCUUUGGUAAUAAUCCGGUGGUGAUCGAGGGGGUAUAAAUCAUUCACCCUGGCCGAAAAAAAACAAUCACUGAGAAGUCUCAAAGAAAUAUACCACGUGAGGGGAAAAAACUGGGAGAAGAUCCGGAAUAUUAUCGUUUUUCCUAUGGUAAAACCGGUGCCCCUCUUCAGGAGAACUGAUUUCAAAUUAUUAUUAUGCAACCACAAGGAUCUCUUCUUUCUCAGGGUGUCUAAGCUGCUGGAUUGCUUUUCGCCCAAAUCAAUGUGGUUUCUUUGGAACAUUUUCAGCAAAGGAACGCAUAUGCUGCAGUGUCUUUGUGGCAAGAGUCUUAAGAAAAACAAGAACCCAACUGAUCCCCAGCUCAAGGGUAUAGUGACCAGGUUAUAUUGCAGGCAAGGCUACUACUUGCAAAUGCACCCCGAUGGAGCUCUCGAUGGAACCAAGGAUGACAGCACUAAUUCUACGCUCUUCAACCUCAUUCCAGUGGGACUGCGUGUUGUUGCCAUCCAGGGAGUGAAAACAGGGUUGUAUAUAGCCAUGAAUGGAGAAGGUUACCUCUACCCAUCAGAACUUUUUACCCCUGAAUGCAAGUUUAAAGAAUCUGUUUUUGAAAAUUAUUAUGUAAUCUACUCAUCCAUGCUGUACAGACAACAGGAAUCUGGUAGAGCCUGGUUUUUGGGAUUAAACAAGGAAGGGCAAGCUAUGAAAGGGAACAGAGUAAAGAAAACCAAACCAGCAGCUCAUUUUCUACCCAAGCCAUUGGAAGUUGCCAUGUACCGAGAACCAUCUUUGCAUGAUGUUGGGGAAACGGUCCCGAAGCCUGGGGUGACGCCAAGUAAAAGCACAAGUGCGUCUGCAAUAAUGAAUGGAGGCAAACCAGUCAACAAGAGUAAGACAACAUAGCCAGAUCCUCACAGGUGUUGUGACUUAUUCGUCCUGAGCACAGUUGAGUGAUUUAUCCUCACCAGACAUUCCUGCUCCGUGGCUGAAGAGCAGCAGGAAGUAAGCUAAUGCUUACUCUUUGCUGUCUCCGAACUUCUCUGUUGCAAGUGGAUAAAUCUCAACCUGUUGCGCCCCCCACAACAAGAAGACACCUGGAUAACCAGCUAAACUCAGACCAUGGAAUGCCCUACCAGAUAUGGAAUGCCUUUUUAAUAUCUUUUCUGUGACUGUGACACUUCAUGUGAAUGACAUACUUCACAAGUACACUCGAUACCUUGCCUGCUGACAGCUACCCAUAAUCCUUUUUGAGUCCUGUUUCAGCGAAAUCUAUGUGUUUAAGUUCAAUUUUGUAGCACACAAAUAAUAUUGAGUAAUUUCUAGUUAGACGCUGUAAACCUGUGCUAUUAUGGAUUUCUCUUCUUCCCAUUUUUACAGGGCUGCUCGCUCCACUGUCUGUGACCUUUUGCAGGGAUUUUGUUCCUCUAAAUCUUAAAUGUUGCCGUUGGCUUAGGUCGGAGAGCAAUCAGGGAAUCAGGAAGCCUUCUAAACCUAUUAUUACAAAUUGCAUCUAUAAAGAUUAAGAUUGUUGUCUCUGGCUCACACUAUGGAUUAAACACACAUAUACGCUCUGUUCAGUAGCAGAUACUGUGCUCCCAAGGUCGGCAUUGCCUGGGUGGGAAAAUGGCUCAAACACAAUCCAGGGAAGCUCUCUAUGAUAUGUGUUUGACAUCCCCCUCUAGUUUCUUUGUGUGUGUGUGUUUUAUACAUAUCACAAGCUUACUGGUAAUGGUAACAUUUGCCUUGCCCAGCGAGCAAGACCCACUGGUUUUUGAGAAAGUGGGUCCAAAGAUUUCUGUAGGCCUUGUAGGCCUGAUUAAGGUUCAUUUUUCAUCUAUUAAUUCUCAUUAUUUGGAAAAAAAAAAAAAAAAAAGGAAAACCUAUAAUUACAACCUACAAGAAUUGCGCUACCUAAAUCCAUUUCAGAUAUACUCCGUCCUGUUUUUAAUGAACCAAACUUAAUGCCAUCCCCGUUUCUGGCUGCGUUCCCCUCAUACUCAGCAGAGCAUGGGCAAGACGGCUGUUGUGUUCUUUCCUGCAGCAGCAAUGCAAACGUUAGUUAUAAAUUAGACUUUAAUAUUUUUGGUGUUUAAUGACAAGUUUUUAAACUGGACAUCUUAGGAAAAAUAUUUUUUUUAGCUCAGCAUGCUGAGUCCGGUACUGUGUAUUUCACCAGUACAUGCCUCUAACUCAGCAUUUGGGACUCCUGUUGCCCAGUGGCUGGGUUAGAGGUGCCUUGCCAUGAUCUCAGAAUACCGUCUGUUGAAUUAUCCUAGAUGAAAAUAAAGGCAAACCAACACAUCCAUCCAUCAGGAUUUUGGUCCAUUCCAUUUAUUUCCUUUUGUUUUAUUUUGCAUUCUUAAUUUCCUUUUUAAUUUAAUACUGUUUGAACUCUGAGCUUAGGGAAGACAACUACCAAGAAAGGCCAGGAACAGUUGACUACACAGUGAAGAUUCCAUGCAAAAUGUUCAAUACUGGAUCUAAAGGGGUUCAUACUAAACUGUUUGGGAAUAUAUUUGUUAACUCUGUGUACACCUAAUAAAAUUCAAUGUUUUCUUCUCAGAAGAGUUCAUUGAGACCAAACUGAACCUCAUUUAUUGAAAAUUAUAUGUGGGAUCAAUGUACUGGCCUCUUGUUAUUCUUUCUAUGUGGGAGGAUGACCCAGUCAUCAUUUUCCCCAUCUGCACUGUAUUUAUUGGGAAAUUAUUUUGUCACUGCUUUCAUAAAUCUUCAUGACAGCCCUUGCCCAGCAUUAAAAAAUUCUGGCCUGCUUAGCUGAUUAAAGGUUUAGUAUAAAUUUAACUGUUUAUGCUUAUUUCAUUUUCAUAUUGGAUUCUACUUGAAUAAAUAAAAAGUUAGCAGAAUGUUUGAGUAGAUUUAUUGUCAAUGAUGCUAAAUUACAAAUAUAACAAAAUGAUUCCUUUGGUCAUUUUUGAUUUGGUGUUAUGUCAUUUUGAAGCCUAUUGUUUUUUAACAGGAUCACUUAAAAUAACUUCCAUUAACCAAUUAUUUUCAGAAAACAUAUAUCCCAUAAUAUGUGGCCAACUAUGAGUAAUUAACUUGUAAUCCAAUCAAAUGGGCUUAUAGACACUACUUAUAGCAACACAUCACACACACACACACACGUGCACACACACACACACAGCAAACAGCCCCAGUUGUUUUUGUGACUGAUAAUCAGCCCUACUUGCUGGUUUCUUUGUCCCCUGCAAGUCUGUUUAUUGGUUUAAAUUAAGAUUUAUUUUUGUAAAUGACUGAGAUUUAUGUAAAUGUGCAUCUCUGUUGUGUUUUAUAUAUGGGGUGUCUAUAAGGGCAUUUAUCCCUAUGAAGGAUGUCAAAUACUUUCUUCUAAUAUAUGUUUAGACAUAUUGCAGAGGGGUCCUUGUUAUUUGUAAUUGAGUUAGGUCAUUUACUUUGUGUCUGGUCUCACCUGUUGCAUGGGAAGAGGACAGCACUGAUGAGCUGCAUGUAGUAGGUACCUGUGUAUCAAGAACUGUUGGUAUGUAUUGCUAAUCUGCAUACAAAGAGUUUGUCUGCAUUGUACAGUUUCUGUGUUUAAUAUCAUUUGUUGUAUUCACAAAUACAACAUAUUGAAUAAAAUAUUUAUAUGAAGGCAUAUUCAAAAACAUCAAACAACUUUAUGUAACAAAAUGGCAUUGCAUUACCCACCAAUAUAGAGAAAUGUCAUGUAAAUAAGUUGGUAAACUCAAUUUCCCCCUUUACCAUGCCAAAGAAAAUUUUAGCUCUUUGAUGAUACCUCUCUUGCUAUUUGUUUGGGAUAAGACUUCACCAUUUUUUCCCCUCAGAAAUUAAGUUUGCUGUUAUUAAGUAAGUGCAAUCUGUCACUACUGAUGUUCCGUAUAGUAAAUCUGAUGGAAUUCAUUUGUAUUUAAAGACCGUGUGUUUUGUACCUCCAUGUGCAUAUGUCCAUUGUAUCAAGUCUCUAUAAUACUCCAUUCCUUCUGCAUGCAUAUCUGGUGUGGGAGGGUUAUUUCUACUGACUUGUUAUAGUCGCUGAUUGCUUUGCCAGUCCCUCAACAAUGCUCGGAAAUGUCAAUUGUUUUGAUAUUUCAAGUGACAACAUUUUUGUUUUCUAAUAUAAGAUUGCUUUUUAAAACAUUUUGCUACCACUUUACUUGGAAAAAUUAGAGAAGACAUGCAAAUUCUCCACCUUAUGUAAAGAGCAAAAUGGAAUUGAGCAUUAUUUCAUUACAAAUCCUGAAGAAUUUGGAGAUUCCUGCUCUAAAUGUUUGCUUGUCCUGAAUGUUUUUGGGUAGGAGUGGCUUAAAGAGAUACACAAUGGGUCCAAAGGACUCCUGCUCCAGUUCUUCUAAUAGUUUGCCUCUUGGGGAGCAAGCAGAGAUUCUUUAUCAUACCUAGCCACUUGCUUAAUGCUUUAAGCACUAAAAGUUAUUUUUAUCAGGAUGAACAAUAUCAGAUUUGGUUGUCUUUAAAAGCAAAAACCAAAAACUUCUUAUUCUUUAAGUUAGACAUGUAUCACUUCAUUUAAAAUUAUCCCCCUAAUAUUAUAUAGAUCAUUAACAUUUGAUACAUAAUCAAGAAGAGACCACAUUGACUAACAUCCAGUUGAGACGAAGAUGAAAAAAUAAUUGAAAUUUUUUUUUCCAUUUUAGUUCAGAACAAGGCUAUAUCGAGGGAAAGCGAGUGGGCUAAAUCCUCAAUAUUUUUUUUCCAAAAUGCAGGCAUAUCAAAAUCCAGGAUGUACAUUGUCUUACUUUGAGGGAAAUAGUAGUCAUAGCUUAAGUUUCUUAGCCUACAAUGUGACACAUAGGGCCUUUCACUCUCUUGAAUACGGAGUAGGGUUUCAAAGUAUUGACAGUUGAGUCUGCAAACUAAGCCUGAGUUAUAUUUUAGUUUUUUCUUUUUUCUUGGUUUUCACUAAGUCUAAUUCCAAUAUCUCCUGGCAGAGAUUGUAUUUGCAUUUGAAGUACUGGAGGGCAGUACUUCCAAAGUGCUGUUGGAAUCCAGAUAAACUCAAGGAGCCCAGAAAGACAAUGGGUAUAAUGGCUCUCCUCUCAUGACUUAGUACUUUAGUUGACUUUUUUGAAAAAGUAAUUGGGUAGAAUACCUCAGUGAUGAUUUGCCAAACAAGCAGGGUUAGUGCCAACACCUUCUCUAAACUUGUUGCAUCUCUUCCAAUUGACAUUAAUCCCACAGCAACUUCCUAAAAACAGGAAAAAGCCAAUGAGAUUUGCUUCUUUUCUCUCACCCAUUACAAGUUUGUUCUCGCCCUGCUUGUUUUUAGGAGGGAGUUUCUAUCGUAGAGUUGAAAAAGUACAAAAUCAUAUUUAAAAAGGAAAGAGUCUAUGUUUUUACAUGUAACUAUUUUAUUUUUUCCAAUCUAAAUUCAAUCACUUCUUAACAGAUAUAUUGGUGUUUGCAUUGCUGGCAUCAAAACCACACAUACACACACAAACACACACAUACACACAAAGAAACAGGGGAUAGAAAUAAGUAAAAAUAAAAUAUUUCUGUUUUCAAAGAAAAAGCAUUCCUUAGAGUUUAGGUACCAUGAAACUUAUGCUAUAAUACAGUUCCAGUACUAUGGUUUCCAACUAAAUGAACACUAGAACAGAGCUGACAACAUUUUCAUCUUUGUCCUAAAUUUUAGAUGAGUCACAUUUUGAACUUUAUGGUAUGCUAAUUUCUCCAAUAUCUAAAUUCUUUUCCUGAAAAAACAAAUGCUGAGGACAUUUUUGACACUCUUCUUACAUGAGACUAUGAAAAAGAGCAGCACUUUUGUUGUAGUUGUUGUUGUUAAUAAAAAGGAUAAUAACAUACAGAGGAUUAUAAGAAAAAUAAGACACACCUGAGGUUUUCUGAUGAGCCGUAGAGAAUCAAGGACAGUUCCAGUGGCGCUGAGGCUGACAAAGUACUGCCCAGCUGCUAGCCAAAUCCACCCUUAAUUUGUUUUUGUACGGCCUGGGAGCUCAGAAGGAAUUUUUAUUUUUUUACAGCUUUAAAGUAUUAAACAGAAACCAACAAAGAAGAAUAUGAGACAGGGAUGUAUGUGGUCCAUAAAGUUUAACUUUCUGGUCCUUGAUAGGAGGAUAACCGCUGUGGUAGGGAAAUCCAAAGGUCAUUUGUAUUACGAUAGCUAGAUAAUAUAAUGAAUUCCACUGUCUGUGCAUCAGCAAAUACGUCAUCAAAAUUGCUACAAAACAAUAAUAAUAGGUUGUUUGCAGCUUAAAAUGUUUAGGUAGUGAAGAGGAAAGAAUAUAACCUACAUUAUUUAUUGACUACUUAUAUUUCCCUCAUUUUACAAAAAAGAUAUAUCAAUUUACAUAAUAAUAGAACUACAAUAUGGUUGCACUCCUUAAUCUCAGGAUAGAGAUAACAAUUUUAUAAAUCUAUUACAUUAUGAGAACAUUUUUAGGACUAUAAAACUCAGCAUCAGUUAAAUGUUCUCUUAAAAUAAUUUUCAAUAUUAAAUUUUUAAGUAACUCAGUGGAUGCAUAUUUUCCUUAUUUUUGGAAAUUUGACUUAUAAAGUUUAAGCCAUGACUCUAGAAUAUUUACAUCAUUAAAAUAAAAUUUCCAAGUAAAAAUUUUCAUUUUAAAGUAAUACAGAAAUGAUUUUGCUACAUUAUUCUAGGAUUUUACAAAAUAAUUCACCUUUAGAAAAAAAGUGGUUUUUUUUAGCUCUAAAUAAUUACAGGUUGCCUAAACUAAUGUGUAUAAGUAGAUUUACCUGUAAAUAUGUAAGGGAAGUCCCAAUUAUUGUACACUUUCAUAAUUCAAUGUGAAUUUCAUACAAAGCAAAGUUUCACCAUAAAGAAAAUAAACAUUUUGUUCCUAUCACUGAGUGAAUAUUUGUAAUUUCUAUUUAAGCCAUUUCUAGAUUUUUUUUGGUCCUUUGUGAGCUUCUGAGAUUGGUGCCAUUUUAUCACAGUAUUUCUCUUCUUGACUUCUUUGCAUGACCUCAGGUUUCCAGUAAGUUAUCCUUAGAAAAAAGAAAGUAUUUUAAGGGAAAUGGAUGCAUACUUCAGGCCCAUUAUAUAUGUAACUUAAUAUUGUCUUUUUAAAAGGCCACAUUACCAUGGAAUAAAUUAAAAUAAAAAGUCAGAUUUCUUGUACAUAUAACCCCUGCCCAGUUUUUAAAAUGUGUUAUCUUAUUUCUAGAAAGCUAAAAUAGAUCUCCCUAAAUAACAAUUCAUUUUUAAAUAAUCAGCAGGUAAAUAUAUACUGACACAGAGUAUAAACAACUUCUGUCACUAUUUAUUUAAAAUGUUAAAUUGUACAUUUUUCAUAAUUUUUUUCUUUAAGAGAAUCUUCUUCGAUGAGUUUAAAGUGAGAGUAGACAAAUUGACUUAGUGGCUAAAUGAUUUAAUGUCAAAUGACUUAAUGACCAGUUUUUGCCCUUGAUCCAGCCCCAAUCUGAUAUUCUACCUCCUGUGUGUUUGUCUUCAUUGUCCCCAUAUUAAAAUGUUGACUGAUAUGGAAUUCUGGAAAAAUGUGAUCGAUUGAUUAAUGUGAAUAUGCAUGUUUUCCUUAGAUUCUAAUAUGGUCUUUCUUGUGUAAGAAUGUGGAUUUCUAAUAGCCAUAUAAUUCAAUGUUUCUCAAUUUGGGUGCCACUGACACAUGGGGCUGGCUAACUCCCUGUUUGGGGGCUGUCCUGUGCACUGCAGGAUGCUGAGCAGCAUCCCUGGCCUCUACCCACCAAAUGCCUACAACGUACUUCCCCACCCCACCCAGUGUGACAAUCAAAAUUGUCUGUAGAUGUUGCCAAAUGUCUUUUGGGUGGAAAAAUUGCUCUCGUUAGGAACCACUUAUGUUAAUUAUGGAAGAAACAUUUUUUUCUAGUGUUAUUUGCAUCUGAAUUUGCAUAACUCAUUUCUAAUAGGUACUCAGAUUUCCUUCGUGAUUCAGAAAUAGAAAAAUAUACAAUGGUCUUUUUAACCUGUCCUAGUGGUGAUUAUACAGGAUUUCCUUUGCAUUUAAAUGUUCUAA